AUGAUUCUCAUCUAUAUCGUACUUGUAGGCCCGGUAGCCCAGGCUCUUCGCUAUGACCCAGCUUAUGCUGAGUACAACCUGAACACAAACCAGCAAGCACUCAGUCCCUUGGACUAUUCCGGCGAACGAAAAGGUCAUGCUUAUCAUCCAUCACCGGAUGAUUGGAGGUUCCCUUUCUACACUGUCAUGCUCGAUAAGUGGGUGAAUGGUGAUCCCUCCAACGAUAACGCCAAUGGCACCCUUUUUGAGCAAGAUGUGUGGAGCACGCAGCUCAGGCAUGGUGGCGAUAUUCAAGGCUUGGUCGACUCCUUGGACUACAUCCAGGGUAUGGGCAUCAAGGGAAUCUACGUUGCCGGCUCGCCUUUUAUAAAUCAGCCAUGGGGUGCGGAUGCAUAUUCGCCCCUUGAUCUGACCCUUCUCGAUGCCCACUUUGGCAAUAUCUCAUUAUGGCAAGAAGCGAUACAGGAAAUACACGCGAGAGGGAUGUACGUAAUUAUGGAUAACACAAUGGCUACAUUAGGGGAUCUCAUCGGUUUUGAAGGCCACCUCAAUGAUUCUGCCCCUUUCAAGACAGAUGAAUACAAGGUCUUGUACAAGAGCGAGAGACAGUAUCACGACUUUGCAUUCGGCAACGACUACAACGACACAUGCCAAUACCCUCGUUUCUGGAAUGAGACUGGAUUUCCCAUCGAUGACUUCGAACGCGAAAAAUUCAAGGGCUGUUUCUCCUCUGACUUCGACCAGUAUGGUGAUACGGAGGCCUUCGGUGUCCAUCCGGACUACCAACGUCAGAUCACGAAGUUUGCCUCAGUUCAGGACCGCCUGAGGGACUGGGUACCUUCCGUCCGCCAUCGCCUCGAGAACUUUUCCUGCUUGGUCAUCACGAUGCUUGACAUCGAUGGUUUCCGAUUCGAUAAAGCUGCUCAGGUGACGGUCGAUGCCCAGGGCAACUUCUCUGCAGCAAUGCGUGAUUGUGCAGCCAAAGUUGGCAAGAAAAACUUCUUCCUUCCCGGAGAGCUCACACCCGGCAAUACUCUCAGCUCCAUCUACUAUGGUCGGGGACGGCAGCCUGAUCAACGGCCCGAAGGGCUUCCGGCAGCUAUGAAUUUGACCGGCAAGCAGAGCGAGGACAAGUUUUUCCUCCGCGUAAAAGGCCAAAACGCUCUCGACUCGGCCGCAUUUCAUUACUCUGUGUACCACUACCUCACAAGAUUUCUCGGAAUGAGUGGUAAUCUGGAGGCUGGCUACGAUCUCCCCCUCGACUGGGUCAACGCUACGAACCAGAUGAUUCUCACGAAUGAUUUGGUCAACCCAAACACUGGCAAAUUUGAUCCGAGACAUAUGUAUGGGGUAACCAAUCAAGAUAAUUUUCGCUGGCCAGCAAUUACCCAAGGGGUUGAGAGGGAGCUGUUGGGGUUUUUCAUCACGACAUUGUUCUUGCCCGGAAUCCCCUUGAUCUACUACGGUCAGGAGCAGAGCCUCUACGUCAUGGACAACACCGCAGACAACUAUAUAUUUGGGCGUCAACCAAUGAGUCCUGCACCCGCCUGUAAGCAUGAUUUCUCACGUGUUACGGAUCACUAUCUUUCCUGUUUUGGAAUUCCGGAAUACAACACUUUGGGAUCCGUAGCAGGACUAACGUCACCAACAGGGAAGAUGCACGGCUGCUACAAUCUAGGCAGCUCACAGUACAUUGACUGGCCUUUAGACCAAGGGCGAAGGGGUUGCGAAGAUGAAGGAGUCCCACGCGAUCACCGCGAUCCCAGUCAUCCGACAAGAAACAUACUGAAAGCCAUGUAUACCAUGCGAGAGAAUUAUAAAACUCUCUCAGAAGGAUGGCUGGUGCAGCAGCUUUCGAAUCAGACUGACUUGACUAUACUUCAUGGGAGCACGACACCUACUGAACGAGGUAUCUGGAGCGUUGCUCGAGCAUUUUUUCCGACCGUUCAAGGGCAGUUUGCUUCUGAACCAGUAUGGUUUGUUUACCAUAACCGCGACACGGAGGAAAAGUACACUUUUGACUGCAGCAAGAACGAGACAGCGUUCUUCUCGCCCUUCGAUGCCAAUGCCAAACUGAAGAAUUUGUUUUAUCCCUACGAUGAGAUCGAGAUCGAGAAAUCCCCCAAGUCCUUUGGAUUUGAUGGCUCUGAGAAGCUGAGCGGAUGCUUGCCCGAGAUCACGAUGGCUCCAUUCGAAUACCGAGCUUACGUGAAGAAGACUGACUGGAAAGAGGCGCCUCCAAUGAUCACAAAGUUCACGCCAGGCCAUGAUGUGUCUAUUGAUCUUUCAGGUUCCCAGGGGACCUUGGAUAUCAGCUUCUCUUUCUCACGGGAAAUGGACUGUGACGGGGUGACGGAGUCCAUCACCCUUUCCUCGCUCACAGAGAGGGAUGAGAGAGAUGCUGGGAUCGAUACCGGCUCUAUCAAAUGCACCACGCUUUCUGACGAUGAAAAGCCACCCUUUGUUGGCGCAAUUGGGUCGAAAUGGCGUUGGUCUGCGACGCUUUUGAACAUUCAGGAGGGUGUUCACUCGAUCAUCGUCAAGGAUGCUGCAACGAGAGACGGCAAGGACAGCACAAACUCUACUGACAAAUUCCUACUCCGUGUGGGCUCGGUCGAGAAUCCCGUCGCAUGGCCAAUGACAGCGAACUACUCGACCUCGCUGUUUACCAAGUCUGGCAACGACUUCUUCGUAAACCACAACGCGGCAGGCGCGUCUUCGUGGCGGUACUCGACAAACUGGGGCUCGUCUUGGAGCGACUGGCAGCCUUACGUAGGCGGCAGGCAACAGAUUGAGAAGCUUCCCUGGAAAGGGACGCCCGCUCAAGCUUGGAAAAAUGAGCAUGUGAUAGUGCAGUAUCACUCUUCGCCUUUGGGAUCGAGCAGCAUCAUUCAACAAGGUGACGUCGCCCCAGUCUCGAGUGGCCGCCUGGCCCGCAGAGAUUCUACCACAUACCGAAGUCGCUUCCCUCACAUGUUCGUGAUGGGUGAUUUCAAUCAAUUUGGUUUCGAUGCAGGUAUUCACAACAAGAUGUCGGUCGACGGCAAUGGCAACUGGCAAUUGCACUUUAUGGACGAAUGGCCCUCACACAUCCAACUUAACGUCUGGGGUAUAAACCCUGACGGCAAACCGGACCAGACUUAUAUUCUCGGCGAUGUGGACAACGACGGUAUUGCAGACCGGUUGAGCCCGACCUCCUUGACACCCAAUUUCUUCAAUAUCUCUUCGCCCCCACCGGGCUCAGCACUCAGCUACAGGCUGCGCCUCAACGACAAUACCCUGAGGUUUGUUAUGGAGCCUCAAGGAAGCCGGUGGCUUCAAAUUGUCCUGCUCAUACUCCUCGCGGUGCUCCCCGUUCUAGGUGGCCUCUUUGCCAUUUGGAUAUUCAUGGGAUCCUUUUACAAGGUCAAAGUGAACAAGAUCGGCUUCAAGCGCCGCAACAGGUCGGCAUUUGACAGGGCUGCAGACCGACUGUCGAUUCUAUCCUUUGAGGACUUCCGCAAGCCUCCUGACAGCAACAGCAUGGAGAUGAGUGAUGUUGGGGCUGAUGCCCUGGCCAAGAGGCGCACCGUCCUCAUUGCGACGAUGGAGUAUAACAUCGACGAUUGGAACAUCAAAAUCAAGAUCGGCGGCCUCGGCGUGAUGGCUCAGCUGAUGGGCAAAGCACUCGAGCACCAAGAUUUGAUAUGGGUAGUCCCUUGUGUCUCCGGGAUUGAAUACCCAAUGGAUCAAAGAGCCGACAGCUUCUUUCCUGUAAUAAUGGGUAAAGAAUUUGAGGUGGAGGUUCAGUACCACAAGGUUAACAACAUUACCUAUGUGCUGCUGGAUGCGCCCAUCUUUCGAAAGCAGUCUAAAGCUGACCCAUACCCGCCUAGAAUGGAUGAUAUGGAAUCCGCCAUCUACUACAGCGCAUGGAAUUACUGUAUUGCUCAAACAAUGAAACGGUUUCCGGUCGACCUCUACCAUAUAAACGAUUACCAUGGAGCUGCAGCCCCUCUUUACCUCCUGCCUGAGCGGACCAUUCCGUGUGCUUUAAGCCUUCACAAUGCUGAAUUUCAGGGACUCUGGCCUAUGCGAUCUGCGGAGGAAAGCAAGGAAGUAUGCUCGGUUUUCAACCUCGACCCUGAGAUCGUCAAAAAGUACGUGCAGUUUGGAUCAGUCUUCAACCUGCUUCACGCCGGAGCCUCUUAUCUCCGGGUACAUCAGAGAGGAUUCGGUGCUGUUGGCGUCUCGAAGAAGUAUGGUGACCGGUCGUACGCACGAUAUCCCAUCUUUUGGGGUUUGUCCAAAAUUGGCCAAUUACCAAAUCCUGACCCUACCGACAUGGAAGAUUGGGAUAGAAACGAGAUGAGCAACACGGCGAAGCCAAUGGUGGAUGACGAGUCGGAGUCUAAACGCGGCGCACUCCGCAAGCAGGCUCAGGAGUGGGCUGGUCUCGAGGUUGAUCCGACGGCCGAGCUUUUUGUCUUCGUUGGGCGAUGGAGUCUGCAGAAAGGUGUGGACCUUAUUGCAGACAUCUUCCCGUCCAUUCUCGAGAGAUACCCCAAGACCCAGUUAAUCUGCGUUGGGCCCGUCAUCGAUCUCUAUGGAAAGUUUGCAGCCCUCAAGUUGGCCAAGCUCAUGGAGAAAUACCCAAAAAGAGUCUACAGCAAGCCGGAGUUCACAUCGCUACCUCCUUACAUCUUCAGUGGAGCAGAAUUUGCCCUUAUACCUUCUCGGGAUGAGCCGUUCGGGCUUGUAGCCGUUGAAUUCGGUCGAAAGGGGGCCCUCGGAGUUGGCGCUCGUGUGGGUGGUCUCGGGCAAAUGCCUGGAUUUUGGUAUACUAUCGAGUCGACGGCUCCUCGCCACCUGCUCCGUCAAUUCCGCGGAGCCAUCGUGUCGGCUCUGGAGUGUCAAACGAGGGACCGCGUCCAGAUGAGAGCAUGGGCUGCCCAGCAGCGUUUUCCCGUGCGGCAGUGGCUGGAGGACCUUGAGAAGCUCCAGUCCGAGGCCAUCCGUCUGCAUAACAAGGAGGCCCGCAAGAGUAAGCGGGUGACAAGCGGACCGCUGCUUACCGUUCCUUCCAACAUCAACUUGGAAGCCGCCAACGACAGGCUGCUCGAGGAUACUGAGCCGACACCCCCCCGGUCGGCCUUUGUGUCCAGAUCUGUCAGCCCUCGCGGAUCACGAGCCUCAAGCCUUUCCCUCCCUUAUUUUGCCACUCGGGCUGAAUCGGUCGGGCAGGCACCAUCGACAAUUGGUCGUGAUAACCGAUCACGCUCACCGUCACAGCCUCCCCUUCCUCCAGCACAGGUCAAUGAGUCCGAAUCAGACGCGCCUAGCCUUCUCCCCCCGCCGAAUCACUUCUACGCGUUUGGAGGCCCCAGCAACCACUCGUCGUCCGACAGCCUAGCUACCAUGACCGCGGCAGUCAAUAGAGCUGGAGAUAAUAAUCCUCGGCAGAACGCAUACAGAGACCUCGUUGGAGAAGGCCCGUACCGCGAUGCACCCCGCGAAAGUGUCGAUACUUUUGCAUUCCGCAUGAUGGCACCUGACAGUAGCACUGCGUCCCAAAUUGUUGCUAACCCUAUCAAUUCGAAUGUUGACCGCGGCUUCACAAGCCAACGCAACAGCUCACGGCUGUCAGUUGUUGAAGUUGUGGGAGAGAGGACUGAUUACAAGCUGCAGAAGGUCGAUCCCUUCUUUAACGACAACACGGGAGAAUACUACCGCGAUUUUGAGAACAAGCUCGCCGGUCUCAGUGUCAAAAACAGCGAGAACGAGCUCUGUAUUGAAGAAUACCUUACGAAGUCCGAGAGGGAAUGGUUCAGGAGGUUUAAAGAUGCGAAGCUUGGGCGUUCUCGGAGCCCCAGUGCUAGCCCCUUGCCCAGCCCCUUUCCCACGUCUCGCAACUCCCGGUCAGUGAGCUAUAACAGUAUCGCACCCAGCGAUGAAGACGACGGCGACGAACUCGACACUAGGAUCUCGGAUCCCGAUCGCGAUGACGAGUUUCUCUUGGGUACCGGUUACAAACCACCCAAAGGCGUCAAGAAACUCCUUCAGAUCCGUCUUGGUGACUGGCCAGUCUACUCUUUCCUCCUCGCACUUGGUCAGAUCCUCUCGGCGAACAGCUACCAAAUCGUCCUUCUAACGGGCGAGGUCAGCCAGACUGCUACCAAACUGUACACAGUAGCAGGGGUAUAUGGCAUAUGCUCUUGCCUCUGUUGGUUAUUUUACCGUCGCUUUCACUCACUUUACAUCUUGUGUGUUCCUUGGUUCUUUUACGGGCUCGCCUUUAUCCUCGUCGGCAUUUCUCCUUUCGUUGCCGCAGACAGCGGACGCGAUAUCGUUCAGUCGCUGGCAACGUGCGUCUACGCUGCUGGUGCUUCGACAGGCAGUAUCUUCUUUGCUGUCAAUUUUGGCGAUGAGGGCGGCUCACCGAUUAGUACUUGGAUUUUCCGCGCGUGUAUAAUCCAGGGCAUUCAGCAGCUCUAUAUCGUCGCGCUGUGGUACUGGGCGUCGGUGCUCAACGGCCAGGAUGGCGACGGGCCCACCAGCGGCAGCAUCGCCAGUAGCUCUGUCCCAAUCCUCCUCGUCAUUGCCGCACCUAUAGCAAUCCUCAUGUGGCUCGUCGGGAUCACCCUUUACGUAGGGCUGCCGGACUACUACCGCCAGUCCCCGGACUAUAUCCCCAGUUUCUACAAGUCCCUGAUGCGACGACAUGUCGUUCCUUGGUUCUUCCUCGCGGUGGUGGUGCAGAACUACUGGCUGAGUGCGCCUUAUGGUCGGAACUGGCAGUUCCUCUUCUCUUCAAAGUACCUACCGGGUUGGUCGGCCGUACUUCUCGCCAUCGGCUUCUUCGUGAUCGUGUGGGCGCUUUUACUAUGGAUAUUCUCCAAGUUCAGUCUGAGCCACCCCUGGAUCGUACCAAUGUUCUCAGUUGGGCUAGGCGCGCCAAGAUGGGCACAGAUGCUCUGGGGUACGUCAGGCGUUGGGCUCUUCCUCCCCUGGAUUGGCAGCGCGGUAGCCUCGGCGGUCGUCUCCAGGAUCUUGUGGCUCUGGCUUGGUGUGUUGGAUACCAUUCAGGGCGUUGGUGUGGGCAUGGUGCUGCUUCUGACGCUAACCAGGCAACACGUUGCCGCUACACUUGUCGGUGCUCAGAUCCUUGGAAGCAUCGCUACCAUUUUGGCAAGGGCAACGGCGCCCAACAAGAUUGGCCCGGGGGACGUAUUCCCCGAUUUUUCCGAGGGCAUUAUGCCAGGGAUCGGCAGAGCGUGGUUCUGGGUUGCUUUGGGCAUGCAACUGAUCAUUCCAUUUGGAUAUUUCAAGUUCUUCCGUAAGGAGCAAGUGGCUAAGCCAUAGUGAGGCAGCAAAGGUUUGCUUUGUUAUCUUCUUGCUAGACUGGACAAAAAGGGGACUAGAGUAUUGUUAGAUAUUGUUUAGAUGUUAUCUAUUCUACAUAGCUGCGGCGUUUAUAGUCUCUCUUACCUCCUUCACAAUAGCCAGAGGGAUUUAAAGAG
Diaporthe batatas is the source of this 7499-nucleotide messenger RNA. RefSeq lists its product as uncharacterized. Lineage: Eukaryota; Fungi; Ascomycota; Sordariomycetes; Diaporthales; Diaporthaceae. The coding region runs from base 1 to 7341 and encodes 2446 amino acids. Gene Ontology annotation, cellular component: fungal-type cell wall. The record is from RefSeq and is a predicted model, not a curated record. The transcript has 12 exons. Gene Ontology annotation, molecular function: alpha-1,3-glucan synthase activity. Gene Ontology annotation, biological process: fungal-type cell wall (1->3)-alpha-glucan biosynthetic process.